Brassica rapa (field mustard) is the source of this 4958-nucleotide messenger RNA. RefSeq names its product proline-rich receptor-like protein kinase PERK7. Gene Ontology annotation, molecular function: protein kinase activity; ATP binding. The record is from RefSeq and is a predicted model, not a curated record. Gene Ontology annotation, biological process: protein phosphorylation. Lineage: Eukaryota; Viridiplantae; Streptophyta; Magnoliopsida; Brassicales; Brassicaceae.
GUCUUAUAUAACGAUUAGUAAGAGUGGACGUAAUCAUUGUACAAACAAUUAUACAUCCAUGAAGUUGGUUGCAACUUUGAACUAUGAAGGAACCUAUUUUGAGUAUCAUAUAUCCAUAUUUAGUUAGGCUAUGUGCGGACAGAUUAUUAAUAUCCUUAUAAAACUGAAUUAGUAUUUUUAAAAUUUCUGACUCCACAUAAAAUAUCCGAAAGAAUGUAAUCGAUGGAUGCAUAUUUCCAUCUUCCACAAAUUGAGUCUAUGAGAACUUUGUUUUCACCUUCAAAACUAUACAUAUAUUCCCAUACGCCAUGAAUGUUGCGUUGAAACAAAGAGUGUUUUACUUUCAGCUUCCAGUCUAUACGCUUUGGAGACAUCAGUUUUAGUGGUCACAUAUAGUUUAGAAAUUCUUGUCACAUUAUCAUCAGUGAUUAUUCUACUUAGGAUAUAAGCUGCCUGUGUUUCUGAAAUAGUCUUAUUGGGAAGAGUUUGGAAACAGUUCACUAGAAUUUUUGAUAUAGUUUAUAAAAAACAUUAUAUAAUCCAGUAGGGCGAUAGUCAGAAACAUGUAUUUGGUUUUUCAUUUGGGAUUAUACAAAUGUUUGUAUUAGUGAUUUCAAUAUUCAUCUUAAAAUAAAGAAGAUUUUGUCUUGAUCACAUAUUUUCCAACAAAAAUCCCAACAAAUAUGAUAAACAUUGCAGUUAAAACGUCUGCUCAAAGUGCACAUCAGCUCCAAUACUACAGACUGCUUCUUCAAUCUCACUUUCAUUCACUUCCAUUGUUAGUAAGUCUUUUACAGUAGAAGUUACCGUAGGUGGUCAUCUCCUAAGUUGUCAUUGCUUGUGUGUAUAUAUAUAUAUAUAUAUAUAUUUUUUUUUUAAAUCUUCCAUUCUUCAGCAUUCAGUUCCAAAAUUCAGUUUCUCGAAUAUCUUGCUUUUAUACAUGCUUAGUUGUUAGAAAACAAGUAAAUAAGAAAUUUGGAAAGGAAAAUAAAUAUGCAAACAGCUCUUGUAGCUCAGUUGGUUAGAGCACCCAUCUAGUAAGCGCAAGGUCUCACUUUCAACUUUCAAGAAAAUCAUUAUAACUAACAAAUUUUCUUAGCUAACAUCUCGGUUACAACAGAAUUUUAAAUUUUAAUACUUUGCUGGGCUGUAUAAUUCCCAAACAUAGAAAUAACCAAAACAAAAUCAAAAAAUUUCUUAAAAAUAGAAUCUUAAAAGAUUUGGAGUUCUAGUUCCUAAUCUUAGGAACAGAAACAGAGGUGGGUAUCCAUUGUUUCAAAUAGCUUUCAAUUGACACCACCGGAGAGAGAGACCAUGGCGGAGGGGCAGUCCCCGGAGAACUCACCGCCGGCACCUCCUCCUCCUUCUCCGUCAUCUCCCUCUUCCAACGACCAAACAACAUCUCCUCCUCCUACUUCCGACAGUCAAACAACAUCUUCUCCUCCUCCGUCUCCAACCCUAGCUCCUCCACCAGAACAAUCACCUCCUCCACCGGAAAAUUCCUCCUCACCUCCACCACCACCGUAUGAAUCUUCAACCCCCUCCUCGCAAUCACAAUCUCCACCACUUCCUUCACAAUCCCCACCGCAGCAGAGUGACAACAAAGGAAACAACCAAGGAAAUGAUGGAGGAGGCAAUAACGCUUCUCCUCCACCUCCACCACCGUCUAAGACUUCCGAACAUAGCUCCCAUUCACCACCAAAAUCACUGGCGCCGCCUACAAGCAACGGUGGCUCUAACUCGUCAAGUAACGAUCGUCCGAACAUGGGUGUUGUUAUAGGACUUGUGGCUGCAGCUGGACUUUUGUUCCUUGUCAUGAUAUUGUUAUGCGUCUGUUGCUUGCGGAAGAAGAAGAAGAAAUCAAAGAUUGAACAGAUGCCGUAUUACGGAAGCAAUGCUUUCGCUCCAGGUAAAAAUGGUGGUGAUCAAUACUUCAAUAAUGCCGCUACACAGCAACAACAACAUUACAACCAAAAUGAUAACACUGCCAAUCUUCCUCCACCUCCUGGAACAAUGGGAACAAACUGGGUAAAUUCACCGCCCCCACCACCACCAGGAAACUGGCAGCCAAUGCCUUCACCACCAGCACCAGUUUCAGGAGGUGCAAAUGCAAUCCAUAGCAAUGAGAUGAGCUCAAAUUACUCAUCAGGUCCAUAUGCUCCGUCUCUACCACCACCUCACCCUUCAGUGGCUUUGGGAUUCAACAAAAGCACAUUCACUUAUGAGGAGCUAGCAGCCGCGACUCAAGGUUUCUCCAAAGACCAUCUAUUAGGACAAGGCGGGUUCGGAUAUGUUCACAAAGGAGUCUUGCCUAAUGGUAAAGAGAUCGCGGUGAAGAGCCUUAAAGCGGGAAGCGGACAAGGAGACAGAGAGUUCCAAGCAGAGGUUGACAUCAUCAGCCGUGUCCAUCAUCGACAUCUCGUGUCUCUUGUUGGAUAUUGCAGUAAUUCAGGAGGACAGAGGUUGUUGGUCUAUGAGUUUCUUCCUAAUGACACACUUGAGUUCCACCUUCAUGGGAAAACUGGGACUGUGAUGGAUUGGCCUACUAGACUCAAGAUUGCCUUAGGAUCAGCUAAAGGACUUGCUUAUUUACAUGAAGAUUGUCAUCCUAAAAUCAUCCAUAGAGAUAUAAAAGCUUCAAACAUUCUGCUUGAUCUUAACUUCGAAGCCAAGGUUGCAGAUUUUGGGUUGGCUAAGCUCUCUCAAGACAACAACACACAUGUGUCCACUCGAGUCAUGGGGACUUUCGGAUACUUAGCCCCUGAAUAUGCAGCAAGUGGAAAAUUAACAGAUAAAUCAGAUGUUUUCUCUUUUGGGAUUAUGCUUCUUGAGCUCAUAACCGGACGCAGACCUGUUGAUCUGAGUGGUGAAAUGGAAGACAGUUUGGUCGACUGGGCAAGACCAUUAUGCAUGAAUGCAGCUCAGGACGGAGAAUAUGGAGAAUUGGUUGAUCCAUUUCUUGAGAAUCAAUACGAGCCUUAUGAGAUGGCACGCAUGGUGGCUUGUGCUGCUGCAGCCGUUAGGCAUUCGGGUCGUCGCCGCCCAAAGAUGAGUCAGAUCGUUCGGAUAUUGGAGGGUGAUGCAUCUCUGGAUGACUUAAACGAUGGUGUGAAGCCAGGGCAGGGCUCAUACAUGGGCUCAAGCGGAGGUGAUGGGAGCUCAGACUAUGAGACGGGCACAUAUGGUGCUGAGAUGAAGAAAUUCCGGAAAGUGACACUAGACAGUCGCGAUUACGGGGCAAGUAGCGAGUACGGUGGCACCAGUGAGUACGGGCUUGACCCAUCCUCCUCGAGCAGCGAGGAGAUGAAUAUUGGAGGAGGCUCCAACAAAACUACUACUACUUCUACCCGCAGGGUUUAAACCAUAAACAUCAAAAUCCGUUAAAACAAAUAUCUAUUGUUUUUUGUCGGAAAAUAUGACUGUUGGAUGUGUUUGUUUGUUGAAUGCCAAAAAUAAAAUAAAAGUCAUUAUUUCUUAAUUUAUGUAUCUUGUGCUAAUAUUUUUUAAUAUAAUAAAAGAUUGAAAAUAUUGGUUGUUACAAUAUUUGCCAUGCUUGUUUUUUUGAACAAUAUGUUCAUUCAAAAUUAUCGUUUUAAAACUGUUGCAUGUUGUUUUCGUGGCUCUCUUGACUUUAAAACUGUUGCAUGUUGUUUUAUCUUUGAACUCUUAAGGUCCCCAAAACCUUAUCUCUGUAUCUUUCUAGCAUUUAAAUUGAAAACCUUUUUUCAAAAAAAAAAAAAAAAUUAUCAUUUUACAUGUUAAACCUUGAUUGAUUUAUAGAAGAGAGAACUCCAUUAACCAGUGACAACAAAUGUUGUAACUCGAUCAUGGUAUUUGUUACAAAUAAGUAAAUACACUAAAUUGUCAUUUAAACUUUUUAUUAUUUAUCAUAUAUUGAUGCAACUCGAUCAUGGUAUUUUUACUGCUUUUUCAGUAUCAAAUUAUGUGGUUGAUUGCAGCUCACUAUACUUAAUUUUCGAUGAGUUUGGUUUGGUGAAACUGAUCUUUAUAUUAGAUAGUUGCAUAGAUUGAUAGAUGCUAGGUUGUUGAAUUAGUUAUGGCUACUCACAUCUCCUCCUGUCACUCUCUUCAUGUGAUCUGUAAAACACCGAACCACCCAACCCCCUCUUUUAGUAUGUUUUGAUUUGACCAUGUGAUUGGUUCGUGCUCCGACCCCAUAUCUUGUGACCUCUCUUUUCCUUAACCCACCUCAGUGGAUUCAUUAGUGUAUGUUUCUCUCAUUUGUGGGCCUUUGACAUAUUUUUCUGGGGCUUUGUGUUGUCACAUUCUUAUAUGGCCUGAUGAUCAUUAUCAUCACAGCCUACACAGCUUAAUUUUGUUCAAUAACAAUACAAGAAGAGCUGGUCUUCCACUACUUUUGGAAAGCUAUAUUAUUAUAGUUAUAUGCUUUUACAUAAAAGUGCAUUAACCCAUAUUAUAAUCAGUAAAAAUAAAACUAGCUAGUGGCAGUACCUGACUUUUAAUAACCUUGAAAGUUCUUAAUGCUAACAUUAAGAUAUUGCUCCUUAGUUGACCUAGCGAUUUGGCCACUUCCAAUGAACUAUUGUUUAAUUGGUUUUGCCCUUUCACAAGUCUGCACGUUUGGACUUCUAAUUCUUUAUAUGUUCUUUUUCGAAUGUGAGGUUUUGCAAGUCUAGCAAAGCGGCUGGUUGUUAUGUAAAACUUUUGCCUGUAAUUGUGAAACUAUUAUUUUGAGGAGGUCAUUUUAUACGAAGAAAGUAACAUUUCCCGUAAUUACAAUGGAAAUGCUAAACAUGUUUUCAAGUGUAGGCCGCUUGUGAUCUCGUUUAAUUCUAAACACAAUAUUAGACCGUUUGGAGUGGACUUCUUCUUCAUUUAUAUGUUCUUUUUCGAAGGGGAGGUUUUGCAAGUCUAGUAACAUUUCGAAUUUGGAUGUUAUGCAAAAGUUUUCAUUGCCCUGUAAUUGUGAAAUUUUA